AAGACGGGACGCUCCGACUUCUUCGGUCUGUUUUACUGACAUUGCGGAGGUGGAGAUUUUCAAUCCCACCCAGCCAGACGCAGGCAGGAGGAUCUAGUAAAACUAUCGCAAGAAAAGCUACUCAGAGGAAAUUCCCAGCGGCGGCGGAGGCAGUGGCAGCGGCCACAGCAUGAGCGUGCGGCUGAGCCCGGCGGAGGAUGCCGGCCGGGGUGACAAAGUGAGCAGUAUCGCACUGAAAUACUGAAAAAAAAGCUUCUCACUGAAUUUGCUCUUUUGGGACUUCAGGAUGGAAGCCUUGUGUUCAAGAGUUUCCUUGCUGCUGCUGGUUCCAGGAUUUGUCCUCAGUGACAGCUCUGACAGAUACACUGUCAAUCAGAGUGACUUGGGAAACUACCUUUCCACCUUCUCAGGGAUUGAAUCCAGCAUACUGCUCACCACCAAACAGCCCCUGGUGUCCAACCAAACUGUCAAAUGCUCCCAGCAGACUAAGAUUGCUGAAACUUUUAAAUACAUUAACACAGUGGUAUCUUGUGCUAUUUUCAUCGUUGGAAUGGUUGGGAAUGCAACUCUGCUGAGGAUCAUUUACCAGAACAAGUGUAUGAGGAAUGGCCCGAAUGCACUGAUAGCCAGUCUGGCACUAGGAGACCUUAUCUAUAUUGUCAUUGAUAUUCCUAUCAUUGUGUACAAGCUCCUUGCUCAGAAGUGGCCUUUUGGAGAUUCUGAAUUUGGACAGUUUCUUUGCAAAUUCCUUCCCUUUAUACAGAAGGCAUCAGUGGGAAUCACAGUCCUUAAUCUCUGUGCCCUUAGUGUGGACAGGUAUAGAGCAGUUGCCUCCUGGAGCCGUGUUCAGGGAAUUGGAAUCCCUAUGAUCACUGCUAUUGAAAUUUUCUCCAUUUGGCUUCUGUCCUUCAUACUGGCUAUUCCAGAAGCAAUUGGGUUUGCUGUGGUACCUUUCAGAUACAAGGAUGAAGGUUAUGUUACCUGCAUGCUCAAUCCUACAAAUAAGUUUAUGUUGUUUUACAAAGAUGCAAAGGAUUGGUGGCUGUUUGGUUUCUAUUUUUGCAUGCCCCUGGCAUGUACUGCCAUCUUCUAUACACUAAUGACUUGUGAGAUGUUAAACAGAAGAAACAGCAACUUGAGAAUUGCUCUCAGUGAACACCUUAAGCAGCGUCGAGAAGUUGCGAAGACAGUUUUCUGUUUAGUAGUGAUUUUUGCUCUUUGCUGGUUCCCUCUCCAUUUGAGCCGAAUUUUGAAGAAAAUGGUAUACAAUGAAAGAGAUCCCAGCAGAUGUGAACUGCUCAGUUUUUUGCUGCCAUUGGAUUAUAUCAGUAUCAACCUGGCAACCAUGAACUCUUGUAUAAAUCCAAUAGCUCUGUAUUUUGUGAGCAAGAAGUUUAAAAACUGUUUCCAGCCAGUGGAAGGACAGAGAGCAUAAAUAACACCUAGAGGAAGGUCUUGGAGGUCACAGACUGUUCUUCCAUGCAUGCUCCUUUGUGUUUUCAAUGGUGGCUGCUGCUCCCACUCAAGAACCAAUACGAAGAAAAAAAGUGUUAAAAGAUGUGGCAAUUAUGGUAAGCUGGGGGGAACUAAUUCUGCAAAACUUACUAAGGUACUUAUUUUUUUCAUUCUGUCCUGUUCUUCCCAAUGAUAAUGGUAGGUAUUCCUCUUGGUAUUGAAUCUACCCUAAAUUUUAAAACAGCUACCUACCAAAAGAACCAACAAAAAAAUUUCACAAUUCUGAAAUCCAACCAUGUUUAAUUUUAGCCUUUUCUUUUUCUGCAAAAAAAAAAUAAAUCACCCUGGCAUUUCUCUUUGUGCAUCAAAACCAGUGCAGGUUUAGUUGGGAUUUUGCUCUGCUGUCUCACAGAAGCUGCUUUCUUUUUUUACAUCAGAACAACUUUCCACAAGUCACCUUCCAUAUUUCUUAUUUUCUAGAUAUUAUGUCUGGUGUUUGCAUUCCUCUCAGCUGAACCAAGCUUAGCAUUUUUCUGCCAUUGACAGAAUCUCUGUUCCAGAAGUUUCAGAUUAGUUCUGACACUUUUCAUAACAUUUUUUCAUCAUAACCAAAAUCCAUUUAACUAUCAUAGAAUCAUGGGAUUGUCAGAGUUGGAAAGGACUUCUAGACAUCAUCUAGUCCAGCUCCCCACUAAAGCAGGAUGCCCUACAGCACAUUAAUCAGGACUGCAUCCAGGUGGGUCUUGAAUAUCUUCAGAGAAGGAGACUCCACAACCUCCCUGGGCAGCCUGUUCCAGUGCUCUGUCACCCUCACCGUAAAUAAGUUUUUCCUCAUAUUUAAAUGGACUUUCCUGUGUUCUGCUUGUGCCCAUUGCCCCUUGUCCUGUCACUGGGAACUGCUGAAAAGAGUCUGGCUCCAUUCUCCUUGCACCCACCCCUUAGAUACAUACAGGCAUUAAUAAGGUCUACCCUCAGCCUCCUCCUCUGCAAGCUGAAGAGUCCCAGUUCUCUCAGCCUUUCCUCAUAAAGGAGAUGCUCCAAUCCCCCAGUCAUCUUUGUUGCCCUCCACUGGACUCUCUAGUAGUUCCCUGUCUCUCUUGAACUGGGGCGCCUAGAACUGGACACAGUAUUCCAGAUGUGGCCUUACCAGGGCAGAGUAGAGGGGGAGAACAACCUCUCACCUACUGGCCAAUAUUCUCUUUUGUGGACAUUGUAAUACUCAACUCUUUUCAAUCCAGUCUAAAAUUUCAUUGACUGUUUUCACUUAUACACAGUCCCACAUCUCAACCUCAAACUUUGUAGACUUUAAUUUUAUAAUCCAGUUAUUCUUGUUUUCAAUAUGCAUUUAUUUUCAACUACCUCACUAAAAUUUUCCUCUUUGAUGUAUUUUAUACAUACUCACUUCAAAGAUUCAGCAUACAUAAGUUUUCAUUCAUAUAUGUAUUUAUUUACAUAUGAAGCUCUGCGCUCCAGAGCUGACUUAGCCAGCUCCUGUGCUUUGGAAAAAAGUGCCUUUGUAGUAGUUAACCAUAAAUCUCACUUGAGAGAACUGUUGGCUUGAUUUCUUGAAAGGAGGCCAUAUGUAACAUGCAUGUCUGAAUAGGCUUAUUUUUGCUUUUAAUACAGUCAGUUUCAGGUGUUUACCUGCCUGUCCCACCAUCUUUCAAAAACAACCAUUAACUCCCUACCAAAUUUCAAGAAAUUUAACAGAACAGAGUUAGCAUCAUUAUGAAGUUAGAGAGUUUAAUAAAAGUACAGGAUGGGUAGAAGAACAAGAACCUACUUGUGCUCAACACUAAAAAUAUGCUGAAAUGGAGCUUAUGUGUGCUCAACAAAUUCACAUGAUAGAGAAACAAUGAAAAUUGUAGAUGGAAAAAAGCACUUUGAUCAGAGACAUCUAAGAAUCAAACCACAACACAAACUCCUGGAAAACAGUAUUCUUAAGUUCCAUUGCUUGUGCAAUUACUUGCUUUUUUGCUGUUUCUCAUCAUUUACAUAUUUACUGCAAUCUUUUUUACUAUAUCAUUUGAUUCUGUGAAGCCUUAUGGGUUUCAUUUUGGGAGAAGACAUGGUACAAAUUCAAAUGCUGUUGCAUUUGUAUGAACAGAUUUCUGCUCAAAUGUCCCUGAGGCAAAGCAUGCAUUUUCAUUAAAAGAAACACUUGGAUUGCAUGCUAACAUUGCCUUGCAAAAUUUUUUCCAUUCAGUUGUGCAAAACUUGGAUCAGCAAAUUAUUCCUAAUUUACAGCCCCUGUCCUUUCAAAGACUAAGUAAAGGCAAUUAUCUCCAGAAUCAGGGAAAAGGAAGACAUAAGAAGUUCACAGAACAAAAACAAUUUCUAAGUUACACUAGAGAAAAACCCAGCAAACAACAAACAAAAAUAAAACAAACGAAAACAAACAGGGAUGUUUAAAAUAAUGUCUCUAAAAGAAACACAGCUUAUCAAGACUCCAAGUGUGGGAAAGGAAGAUAAGAACUAAAUUAAAAAAUGUAGGUCACCUCUAGUUUCUCUAAAGGAAGAUGAAAUUAAUUGACCUGUAGUAUCUCAUCCCAGUCAGUUUUGCAGUCUCAUUAGUUACAGAAGAAAUUACAAGAAAGCUCAAAAGUGAGUGUUAUAACUGAUAAGAAAAAAGAAUUUAUUCCAGUCUUCAGCAACACUCCACGCACAUUUCUCAGAGUAACUGAGUAUCUGCAAACUGCUCUGAAAUCCACUAUUUGGAAAUACUUGGUGCGUCUCAGAAUAAGGCCUUGUACUUUAAUCUUAUGCUGUCUUAGUCCUUGGGAGUAAAAACACUGAGUCUAUAAGGUACUGACUCAAGCAUCCAAAAUGAUUAAUAAGAAGCAUUUCUAAGCCAUCCUAGAGAACAUGUAUCUCAAGUGAACUGCAGUAACUCCAGUAAAAAGGUUCCAAGGAAUCCAGAAUCAAAAAAUGUCAAUUUCCUUUUUGUGAUCAUUUGUAUGUGUGAAAAAUCGCUUCCACAGAACUGCAAGUGUUUGUUCUUCUGUAUAAAGUACAUUUAUAUUUAAAAGAAAUCUGAUAUUCUCUUCUGUUUACUUAAGAAGUGUGGCCCAUAUACAGAGAAAGUAGAAAAGAUACUGUGUAAUUCAACUAUGAGCACUUCCAUAUAACAUAUGAUUGUACCUUAUGAUAACCAAAGUUAUGAAUAGCCCAUUGGGUAAUCAAAUCCCAAAAUGUUUUAAUGUUGAAGUGCUUGUUGAGAAAUAGAAAAUUAAUACAUUCCUAACAGUUUGUUUCAAUAUUCUGAGAAAGAGACUAUCACAGUAUUAAAUGGGAAAAUCGGGUAAAUCACUUGAUGGCAAACUAAAAAAUUUGCCCUGGACACUCAGAUUUAGUUAAGCUUUAGUUAAUUUUAUUUGAAAUACAACCAAGAUAAAGGCAUGAGGUUAGUUUACCAAGAAAAUAAACUUUUCUACAAUUUCAGCAUAAAAUAAAAAAGAUAAAGAAAGACCAAAGUCAUCAAGUGUUAGUCAGUGUAGCUUUAGUUACCCAAGGUCAUUAUUUGCUCACAGAAGAACUGAAUGCAUCUGCACUGAUUGAAACAAUAAGAAAAUAAUGAAGGAUGUUAUUUUAUUCUUCAGCUGAAGGUACUACAAAGUUAAAACCAGCCAUUAACAGAAUUUCAAGUUUCAAGUAGUAACUUGGGAGUAAGUGUUAAAUCUGAUAAAGUAAAUGAUAAAGUUUUGACUGACUUCAGUAGAACUGGGACUUCAGUCAGAAUGAAUGAGGGAGCCCCAUCAGCAUGGUAACUAUGGCAAUGUGACUAAGUCCAUUACAGCUAAGCAGGACAGAAGAAGUAAAAGACUCAGUGGUGCUUGUAUGAAUAAUUGCAAAAUUAUCAUCAUCUCAUGCUCAGGUGGGAAAAUAAGCUUCAGCACACUCUUCCUCCCAUAAAGUCAGCUUAAUAAAAGAAGUCAGAGGUAACAGGGUUCUCCUCUCACACCACUCCGCCAGAGACAGGUAGCCAGACCAGGAAAGGAAAAUUGUCUGCUUGCAGAGAACAAUCCUCAUUACAGAAUACUGAUACUCUGAAAGUCCAUAGUGCUCCCCUAAUCCUGUCAUUACUCCAAGAUGUAAUUUUUACAGAUACAAGUUGUUGCAGAGAUGUCAAUAGAAUUAUCUAUGUCAAUGUACUUAUUGCAUGUGUCCUCUUCACUGUUCAGACAAUUAUUGGAAAUGUACAGUUUGCUGCAAUAUCCUAACAUUACAUAUCCCCGAAAUGCCUACUGCAAUUAUGUACACCAGUUUUACUGAAACAAUUCUGGUCUAUGCUGAAAUCAAUGUGGAUUUAUUAUAGUGUGAGUACAUCUCUCUCAGAAACAGUAAUCCUAUGUCAGAGGAAUCACAGGAUCAAUAUUUAUUACAGCAGGUGAUGCAGCAUGCUGCAUUCCUGAAGAAGUUGAUGUAUAAACAAGAAAAAUACCUCUGUGGGGGUUUACCUUGCUGAGUGAAAAUAAACACUUAAAACUCUCCUGAUAUACA
Messenger RNA from Apus apus (common swift), 5955 nucleotides. It is a transcript of the gene EDNRA, whose product is annotated as endothelin receptor type A. Gene Ontology annotation, biological process: G protein-coupled receptor signaling pathway; enteric nervous system development; regulation of blood pressure. Gene Ontology annotation, cellular component: membrane. NCBI's taxonomy places the organism in Eukaryota, Metazoa, Chordata, Aves, Apodiformes, Apodidae. The record is from RefSeq and is a predicted model, not a curated record. The transcript has 8 exons. Gene Ontology annotation, molecular function: endothelin receptor activity. Bases 287 to 1435 code for a protein of 382 amino acids.